UCCAGCUGGUUGUCAUUUCUGUGUGUGCUCGGUCCUGACUAGAAGGACGGGGAGGAGCAGCGGAGACGGACAGAGCCUGACGAGAGACGCACAUAGAGGGAUCAUCAUCCCCCCUCCCCCGCUCCCCGAGACCGACACAGAGACCCCCUUCUUCUUCUUCCUCCUUUCCCCCGAUACACGUCCAUCACUCGCUGCCCUUCACCCUCUCCGCUCGUUUUUCUGUCACACCGGGGCGGGGGAGCAGAGGCAACCAUAUGCUGUAAUGUCACAGAGACUGGGAGGCGAGCUCCUGCGCUGUCACUGAAGAGCUGGCUUCAUGAGGGUGCUGAGAGGAGGAGGACACCACCACCACUACCACCACACGGAGGAGAAGACCACACCGAGGCCUCUUCCAGCCUGCCUUCAUACCUAUUAGCUGUGCUCUCCAUGACAGAAAGCUCCCCAUUGAUCUCUGGGCUGCACUACAUGGAUUGAAUCUGGGGAGAGGCACAACCCACAUUCACUAAACCAAAGAAUCACUUGGUAGAUUCCAGCCCCGGUUUCCUCUGCCUGACACCAGGCAGUGGUAAAUGUCUGACAAGGAUCACCAUUAGAAGGUGUGGAGAUUUCGUAUGCACUAAGCACAAUUUGGCUUCGAGCAGACAGGAAACCGACGCAAAUUUUUGCUCUGAAAAAAUUAGUAAUAAAUGGGGGAUUACGGGUUUGGAGUGCUGGUGCAAAAUAACACUGGGAAUAAAUCGGCGUUUCCAGUCAGGUUUCAUCAACAUUUGCAGCCUACUCACCACCAUCAGAAUGCCACCCCGAGCCCCGCCGCUUUCAUAAAUAACACCGCUGCCAAUGGCAGUAGUGCCGGCUCAGCAUGGCUCUUUCCUGCCACGGCUGCCCAUAACAUCCAGGAUGAGAUUCUGGGCUCCGACAAAUCCAAAUCUCAACAGGAACAGCAAGAGUCCUUAGAAAAACAGCAGCUUUCCCCUAGCCAAAGCCAGGAGGCGGGGAUCCUACCUGACCCCGAGAAGGUGAAAUCUGAGGAAAAUCCAGGAGACAGCUCUUCGGAAAACGGGAAGGAGAAAAUAAGAAUCGAGUCUCCUGUGUUGACAGGGUUUGAUUACCAAGAGGCGUCAGGGCUGGGGUCUUCAAACCAGACCCUGACCUCCUCUGCGUCUCCCCUCACGGGGUUCAGCAAUUGGUCAGCUGCUAUCGCCCCUUCUUCUAACACUAUCAUUAAUGAGGAUGCCAGUUUCUUUCACCAGGGAGGGGUCACUGCCGCUUCGGCAAAUAAUGGUGCUUUGCUGUUCCAAAAUUUUCCUCACCAUGUCAGCCCCGGGUUUGGAGGUAGCUUUUCUCCACAGAUUGGACCCAUGUCUCAACAUCACCCCCACCACCCCCAUUUUCAGCAUCACCAUAACCAACAUCAACAGCAAAGGAGGUCUCCUGCCAGUCCACACCCACCCCCGUUCCCCCACAGAAAUGCUGCUUUUAACCAACUACCCCAUUUGGCCAACAAUCUCAAUAAACCCCCCUCUCCAUGGAACAGCUACCAAAGCCCAUCACCUACACCAUCUUCUUCAUGGAGCCCUGGUGGUAGUGGAUAUGGAGGAUGGGGUGGGUCCCAAGGUAGGGAUCACCGUAGAGGACUUAAUGGAGGAAUAACGCCCUUGAAUUCCAUCUCGCCCUUAAAGAAGAAUUUUGGGAAUAACCACAUCCAGUUGCAGAAGUACGCCAGGCCCAACUCUGCCUUUGCACAAAAGUCUUGGAUGGAAGACAGCUUGAACAGAGCCGACAACAUAUUUCCAUUUGCGGAUCGCGCCAGAACAUUUGACAUGCAUUCACUGGAAAGCUCCCUGAUCGACAUCAUGAGAGCAGAGAAUGAUUCACUGAAAGGCCAGUCCUCUCUUUUUCCAAUGGAAGACGGCUUCUUGGAUGAUGGUCGAAGUGAUCAAACUCUCCACAGUGGCUUGGGGUCUCCUCACUGUUUUCCACAUCAGAAUGGUGAAAGAGUGGAGCGCUAUUCCCGUAAAGUGUUUGUGGGUGGUUUGCCUCCUGAUAUCGAUGAAGACGAAAUAACUGCUAGUUUUCGUCGGUUUGGUCCUCUGAUUGUAGACUGGCCACAUAAGGCGGAGAGUAAAUCUUAUUUCCCACCAAAAGGCUAUGCAUUCUUGCUGUUUCAAGAUGAAAGUUCUGUGCAAGCUCUGAUUGAUGCUUGCAUUGAAGAGGAUAGUAAGCUCUACCUGUGUGUGUCAAGCCCUACCAUUAAAGAUAAGCCUGUUCAGAUCCGGCCCUGGAAUCUUAGUGACAGUGACUUUGUGAUGGAUGGCUCCCAGCCUCUCGAUCCACGGAAAACUAUUUUUGUUGGAGGUGUCCCACGACCUCUGCGAGCUGUGGAGCUAGCGAUGAUUAUGGACCGCCUGUAUGGAGGUGUAUGCUAUGCUGGCAUAGACACAGAUCCUGAGCUAAAAUACCCUAAGGGAGCUGGGAGAGUUGCCUUUUCCAAUCAACAGAGUUAUAUAGCUGCUAUCAGCGCCCGCUUUGUUCAGCUACAGCAUGGAGAAAUUGAUAAGCGGGUGGAGGUGAAGCCAUAUGUCUUGGAUGACCAGCUGUGUGACGAGUGUCAAGGAGCGCGCUGCAGUGGCAAAUUUGCUCCGUUCUUCUGUGCUAAUGUUACCUGUCUGCAGUAUUACUGUGAAUAUUGCUGGGCUGCUAUCCACUCACGUGCUGGCCGGGAGUUCCACAAGCCGCUGGUAAAGGAGGGAGGAGAUCGCCCAAGGCAUAUUUCAUUCCGUUGGAAUUGAACCACCUGUUGCUUAACUUCCUUCCAAGGAUCCAAAUAAGUGCACUCUUCUGUUCUCUUAACCCUCCUACCAUCCUUAGGAAAGCAUGUCCUCUUGUUGUAGUCUGUAUUUUAACAAUAGUAUAACGAAAGAAUGACCUACACCAUAGGUAUUUGUAAAGUCUUGUGUCAUUGAGAACUGUAUUGGAAAGCCUUUUUGUUCAUAACAAUAUCACUCUGAUGCAUGCAUGUUUCAUGCUGUCCUCAUCGAAAACCAAGGGAGCAGGGAGACUGCAACUAAUAUUAUUAUAAUUCUUUUUUUAUUUUUCAAAGAGAAGCGUUUGA
Molecule: messenger RNA, 3112 nt
Organism: Bufo bufo (common toad)
Lineage: Eukaryota; Metazoa; Chordata; Amphibia; Anura; Bufonidae
Gene: CPEB4
Product: cytoplasmic polyadenylation element binding protein 4
Exons: 9
Coding region: 687-2789 (700 amino acids)
Biological process (GO): negative regulation of cytoplasmic translation
Cellular component (GO): nucleus; synapse; cytoplasm
Molecular function (GO): mRNA 3'-UTR binding; translation factor activity, RNA binding; mRNA regulatory element binding translation repressor activity
Source: RefSeq, a predicted model, not a curated record